This is a messenger RNA of Myzus persicae (green peach aphid), 1728 nucleotides long. It is a transcript of the gene Ilk, whose product is annotated as integrin-linked protein kinase. Bases 179 to 1525 code for a protein of 448 amino acids. Lineage: Eukaryota; Metazoa; Arthropoda; Insecta; Hemiptera; Aphididae. The transcript has 9 exons. Gene Ontology annotation, biological process: substrate adhesion-dependent cell spreading; cell-matrix adhesion; protein phosphorylation. Gene Ontology annotation, cellular component: stress fiber; focal adhesion. Gene Ontology annotation, molecular function: protein binding; ATP binding; protein kinase activity. The record is from RefSeq and is a predicted model, not a curated record.
AUUUUGGUAUUGCCAAAUUUGGAGUGUUUGUCCGCGUAGUCGCAGCAGUAAAUAAGCAAUACAGUAUUACAGUCAUAGUGCGUAGGAUUUCCAGCAUCCGCCUGGCUAUUCGCACCGAACUAGGCCAAUUUCCUGUUGCGAUUCCCGUCUGCGUGUCCAGUUUUCGUUGACAUACGCGAUGGAAGACAUAUUUCAGUGGUGUCGGGAAGGCAUCGCCAUGCAAGUGCGGGUUUGGCUCGAUGACACCGAACAUGACAUGAACCACGGAGAUGAUCACGGAUUCAGCCCGUUGCACUGGGCUGCCAAAGAGGGCCAUCUGAAAAUUGUUGAGAUGCUGGUGCAAAGAGGUGCACGCAUAAAUUCCACGAAUCGAGGCGAUGACACGCCUCUGCACUUGGCCGCGGCGCACGGUCACCAUGAAAUCGUUCAUCUGUUGUUGAAAAACCGAGCAGACAUUAAUUUCACAAACGAACACGGUAACACUCCGUUACACUACGCUUGCUUCUGGGGCUAUGAAGCAAUAGCUGAAGAACUCAUUGAAAACGGUGCAUUGGCUGCUUUGGCCAACAAAGAUGGAGAUACUCCGCUAGACAAGGGAAAAGGACCAAUUUUAAAACAUUUAAAAGAUUUAGCUUUGCAAUCUGGACAAGAUCUUACUAAAAUCAAUUUCAAAGAUCAAAGUUGGUUAGGUUUGAAAACAAGAAGCAGAGAUGCUACAUUAUCACGCCAUAAAGGAAUAAACUUGAGUGAUCUUUACUUGCACACAAAAAUGGCUACUUCCCCCAGUGGAGAAACAUGGCGUGGUCAUUGGCAGAAGAAUGACAUUGUCGCUAAAGUGUUGGCUGUUCGACAAUGUACCCCUCGAAUUUCGAGGGAUUUUAAUGAAGAAUUCCCAAAACUAAGAAUAUUCUCACACCCAAAUGUGUUGCCAGUGAUAGGAUGUUGUAACUCCCCUCCCAAUUUGGUGGUUAUUAGUCAGUAUAUGCCUUGGGGCUCGCUUCAUACUUUAUUGCACGAAGGAGCCAGAGUUACAGUGGACACAGCCUUAGCACUUAGACUUGCAGUAGAUGUUUCUAGGGCCAUGGCGUUUUUGCAUAGUCUGGAAAGGAUUAUACCACAAUUUCAUCUGAAUAGUCAUCAUAUCAUGAUUGACGAGGAUCUUACAGCUAGAAUAAAUAUGGCAGAUGCUAAAUUUUCAUUCCAAGAAAAAGCAAGAGUAUACUACCCUGGAUGGAUGUCUCCUGAGGCUUUACAAAAAAAGCGAAUUGAUACCAAUUCAGAAGCAUGUGACAUGUGGAGUUUUGCAAUUCUUCUAUGGGAAUUAGCUACUCGUGAAGUUCCAUUUUCUCACUUGUCACCAAUGGAAAUAGGGAUGAAGGUGGCUUUGGAGGGUUUAAGAGUGUCUAUUCCAUCUGAUAUUUCUCCACAUCUCACCAAACUGAUUAAAAUAUGUAUGAAUGAGGAUCCAGGCAAGAGGCCAACUUUUGAUAUGGUGCUUCCAAUUUUGGAUAAAAUGAAAAGAUAAUAAAAAGUAACAAAAUUCUUCAGAGCUAUAGCGGAAGAAGAAAUCUUAACAUAGUAGGUCACUAACUUUUACACAAAAGUAUUUAUUUCAAAACCGAUACAUCUCAAAUGGUUACAAAUUUAAUAAAACAGAAUAGGUCAGUAAAUUUUACACAAAAGUAUUUAUUUCAAAACCAAUGUAUUUCAAGUAGUUACAAAUUAUAU